Molecule: messenger RNA, 1406 nt
Organism: Rhinichthys klamathensis goyatoka
Lineage: Eukaryota; Metazoa; Chordata; Actinopteri; Cypriniformes; Leuciscidae
Product: zinc finger and BTB domain-containing protein 24-like
Exons: 2
Source: RefSeq, a predicted model, not a curated record
AUUCCCCUGUGCAGCACGCGAAUGACGUUCCGCACGCGCUAUAUCAAGCAAUCAGAUAUUCCUAUAAAGCGCGUUUGUUUUGGAAAAGAGGUGUUGUUCGCGUUUAGAUGUUGGAGGUUGGUUGUAUAGUUAAACAUGUUUAGUCUGAUGCCAAGUCUGCAGCAUCCAUUGCAGUGUUUGUUAUUGGCAGGGUCUGUGUUAUUUUCAUUAUUUUUUUAACUAUAUACUAAAGCUAAAUCAGCGGGUGGUAUGCAUAUUAACCUGGUGAUGCAUUUUAUUUAUUUAUUGACAUGAUGUUUAUUGAACAUAUUUGAGUAAAGAGCCACGGGAAGCGGCCAGGCCUAUCAAAAUCGAAGCAUGCAAUGAGUCGUCUUGCCUCUUUCUCUGUCCUCUAUUGUUGCUGCAUUUGAAACGAGGUACUCAACAAUAACAAAGACCUUGGUAACACUUCUUAAAUUUAAUAUUCGGCAGUGGAAUCUUCUGGCACCUGCAAAAUGCUUGGACUUCAAGAAACAAAGUCAGCGGGGAGUCCUAAAACUUACAGCUGUGUGGCAUGCUCAGCUACGUUUCAUAAUUUGGCAUCACUCCUGGUGCACCAAGCAACUCAUGCAAGUGAAAUCUCUUCCCAGACAGAAUCGACAUUACCUACUUGUGACAGCUGCGGAAGCUUAUUUGCGAGUAAAGAUCUCCUUGAAAAACACCACUGUAUAAUGUCGGCCUCACCAGUCUCUCCAGCCCAAACCUACAUAUGUGAAUGUGGUGAGGAGUUUAGUGGUGUUACAGCUCUUGAGGCCCACAAAAAGCAACAUGGGCCAGAAAAUAAGGACAAAUCAGAUUUGGGUAAGAUUCCUAUUGUGCCAGAUAGCAAAAUAAACUCCAGCCGUCCUGUCUCCGAUCAAGUUUUUCACAGUCUCUCUCCAUCCCAUUCCAAUGAAAAAUCCCUUGCAGAAAGUGCACCUCCUACUUCAAAUGCUGAUAUCAAGAAGACCGAAUCCUCUGCAGACAUGGAAAGCAACAUCUUGAAACCAUUUGAAUCUCCCUCUGUGACCGAAGAGCAAGUGCAGAUCCUUGAGAUGGACACUUUAACAUCCUCCGGCGUGGUAAGAGAAGAGCAAGUGCAGAUCCUUGAGAUGGACACUUUUAAAUCCUCUGACGUGGUAGAAGAAGAGCAAGUGCAGAUCCUUGAGAUGGACACUUUAAAAUCCUCUGACGUGGUAGAAGAAGAGCAAGUGCAGAUCCUUGAGAUGGACACUUUAAAAUCCUCUGACGUGGUAGAAGAAGAGCAAGUGCAGAUCCGUGAUAUGGACAUUGCAAAAUCCUCUGACGUGGGAAGAGAAGAGCAAGAGCAGAUCCACGAUAUGGACACUUUAAAAUCCUCCAACAUGGUAGGAGAAGAGCAAGUAGAG